UAGUCGGCUGCUCUUCUUCAGUAACCAGCCAUGAUCCUCCAGACGGCUGUGCUCAGCGUGUUCUUGUGCUUCGCCCACACUUUUGUUAUAGAGGCACCUUUUAAAAAAAGUGUUGAAAACUCCGGAAACAACGCUGAGGAUGAUGAUUUCAGUAUCUCGACACUGCUGGAGAAGGCUAAUGCUAAUCUUGGAAAGAAUUUGGAUGAACCUCUAGUCAUGUUUGGAGACAUAGCAGUGCCAACAGGUCUACAGAACGCUGAUCCGUGUACGGCUCGAGGCUGUUUGUGGCCUAAAAGCAACAAUGGCAGAGUCUUUGUACCUUAUCGAAUCUCCGACCAGUACUCCCGCAGGGAACGUGACGUCAUCGAGCAAGGUCUGAGGUCAUUUGAAGCAGCCACGUGCGUCAGCUUUAGGCCCCAGAGCAGAGAAAGAGACUUUCUGGACAUUCAGUCUCGUGGUGGGUGUUACUCUUUUGUUGGGCGUCGUGGUGGUGGCCAGAUAGUGUCACUGAGUCGCCAGGGCUGUGUUUUCCACCAGAUAGUCCAACACGAGGUGCUCCAUGCCCUGGGCUUCGACCAUGAACAGACUCGUUCAGACAGAGACCAACAUGUACGCAUCUUACUAGAGAACGUCAUUCCAGGGAUGGAGCAUAACUUUAGGAAAAUCAACACAAGGAACCUUAAUACUCCCUAUGACUACAACUCUGUUAUGCACUAUGGAAGGUUUGCCUUCUCAAGCAACAGGGAGCCAACCAUCGUUCCCAUACCCGAUGAGAAUGUAGCCAUUGGCAGAGCUACAGCGAUGAGUGCCAAUGACAUCCUUCGAGUGAAUCGCCUUUAUAACUGCAGCUCAAAUGCACCCAAACCUGUGCAAAGGAACAAGUUGUUCUAGAAAAAGUAAAAAACCAAGUGAUGGGAGAGAUUGAUGCAGUUUGAAUUUUAGGCUUUUUGAUUUAAUUUAAACAAAUUUGCCUGAGAAAUGAAAAUGUAUCAUUGACUAUACUUUUCACCUGUCCAUUGACUUAAUCCCAAUCACAUUUGUGUAACUGCUAGUCAGCUGUAUGAAAUACUAAAAAAUGAACA
Messenger RNA from Pelmatolapia mariae (spotted tilapia), 1082 nucleotides. RefSeq names its product hatching enzyme 1.2-like. Lineage: Eukaryota; Metazoa; Chordata; Actinopteri; Cichliformes; Cichlidae. Gene Ontology annotation, biological process: proteolysis. The coding region runs from base 31 to 891 and encodes 286 amino acids. The record is from RefSeq and is a predicted model, not a curated record. The transcript has 10 exons. Gene Ontology annotation, molecular function: metalloendopeptidase activity; zinc ion binding.